AGUAGCGGAAGCCGAGGGAGUAGGAGAGCGUGGAGUAUCUUCAUCCAGCUGCAGCCUGAAACCCAACACCGCUUGCUGAUUGCCUGAUCUACCAACUCAAGCUGGCACACAGGAUAAAGCAAAAUAUGGGAAGGAAACUGGAUCUUUCUGGCCUGACAGAGGAUGAAGCUGAACAUGUCCUUCAAGUAGUCCAGCGAGACUUCAGUCUGCGGAAAAAAGAAGAGGAGAGGUUGAGUGAACUAAAGCAGAAGCUGGAUGAAGAAGGCGACAAAUGCUCCAUUUUAUCCAAGCAGCAGAAGUUUAAUGAGCACUGCUGCAUCCGAUGCUGUUCCCCGUUUACAUUUCUUAUCAAUUCCAAGAGACAGUGUUUGGAUUGCAAGUUUAACAUCUGUAAAAACUGCAGCUCUUACCAAAAGAAAGAGAAGGCGUGGAUUUGCAAUGUCUGCCAGCAAACAAGGCUACUGAGGACACAAUCUCUGGAAUGGUAUUAUAAUAAUGUGAAAAGUCGGUUUAAGCGAUUUGGAAGUGCCAAGGUCCUCAAGAAUUUAUACAAAAAGCAUAGGCUUGAGAGCGGGGCUUGUGCAGAUAUUGUAGAGGGGAAUUUUAUUGAUGAAAGCAUUGAAAAUGAAGGGAGCAUUUGUGGAAGCGACUCAACAUUCUACAGACAAACAGAAGGCCACAGUAUGAUGGACACUCUCUCGGUGGCCUUGCGUGUUGCUGAAGAAGCUGUAGAAGAAGCCAUUGACAAAGCUGACUCAUACAGAGACAACUUGGACAAACAGAAUGAGGCCUGUUAUUUGAGAAAGCAUAAAGAAGAACUGAUUGAAGAACUUGCAACAACCAUUGUUCAAAAGAUUAUCAAAAGGAAGAAAAGCAAAAGUGAACAAGCUGAAGCCCUGUAUGAAUGGCAACAGUCAAGAGGCAGUGUCAUAACAUCACCCGCCACAUCUGAUCAAAGCAUACUGAAUCUUCAGGAUAGCAAUCGAGGACCGGAUGCAUUAUGGAGGUCUCAUUCUGCAUUUUCCCUGAUGAGUGAAGAUACCCCAAGCAACAAUGCUGACAUGAAAUCCGCCCGACAGGAAACGAUUUGCCAACAUCCGAGAAAUUUCAGUAAAAAAGCAAAAGAAAGGAGGCCUUCUACACUUCCAAGCUGGAAAAGUGUUGACAGCCUAUAUGACUCAAGUCCCUCACCAGUUCUACAGCGGUCUGAUGGAAAUUGGGUAGCCCUUCAAAGCAUUACAUUGUCUCCUCCACGAAUGCUUGCUCAGCCAAAGAGUCAAGUCCUCAAGGCCUUUGAAAAUGAGUCCAGAGUUAUGUCAGCAUAUGAUGAGAUGGCCUCAGAUAGUGAUGAGGAAGUUGACUGGAGCUUAGCCCUCAGUUCAUACAGUCGAAGACAGUUGUCAGAUGAUUCCUGCUAUGCAGACUCCCAGUGCAACCCUGAAUGGGUGUGCAAUAAUGAUUACUAUCAGCCGGUGACAUCCCCAUCAUCUGGCCUAUACACCAACACUGAAACUGUGUAUUCUGAUCCAGAGACCUCAUCACUGAACUCAUUGAAAGAAACAAGGCAAUGUUCCAAGUCACUAUGGCCAAACAGAAAAGUCCCUUAUAAUCAGAUGCAAAAGGACCAUGGCUAUGGAAAGAUGGAUAUUAACUUUAACCCUCAGUCUAAUAGUAUGGACUAUUCAGACAGUAGUGAAGCAGAGAAAACCCAUUUUGAUGUAGAAAAAAAGUCCAGGAGGUGGAAAAAGAACAAAACAGAUUUCAUGAAGGGGCAGAAAAGAUCUCUAAGCACAAAUAAGUCUUUCUGUGAUAUAUCAGAAACCGAUACAAACAGCAGAGGAUCACAUCACAGGACCAUAACAGAUAAUCAAGAACAAAAACUAAAAACUAGAUUAUGUGAAUUAACGGCAAAGAUGAGUGACAAAGAAACUUCAUCUGGAGAAGAGCAUGAUCCAGAGAUGAGACUGGAAAGCAGAAACCAAGAGAUGGUAUCUGAGGAGAGUGGCAUGUGUGUGCAAGAGGAGCUAAAAAAGGAAAAACGCCAGGCUUUAGAGCUUCAUUUAAAACAACAGUUUUUAUCCUCUGUACUUCAACAGAAGUACUCUGCUGUGUCUCUCUGCAACAUAUCAACAGAGGUCCUUAAAGUUAUCAAUGCCACUGAAGAAAUGAUAGCAGGAUCCUUGGGUCCGUGGGAAUCCCCAGCAAAUACGCCUGAUCGUGGGUCUUUUCCUAUAGGUGCUGAUCCAGUAAGAGUAGAUGAACAACUCACCAAACUGGAAGAAAAUGUUUACCUCACAGCUGGCACAGUGUAUGGAUUAGAGGGGCAGCUCAGUGAGAUUGAAGGCUCAGCACGCAAUAUUAGCAGCUCUACAACUCCGUUGGAACUUGCUGACCUUGAAGAUCAAGUUGCUACAGCAGCAGCACAAGUUCAUCAUGCUGAGCGUCAGAUUUCUGAUAUUGAGAGUCGUAUUUCAGCCCUUACCGUUGCAGGCCUAAAUGUUGCCCCUUGUGUGAGGCUAACCAGAAGAAGGGAACAGAAAAGCAGUAGUCAGGAAGUACAAACAAUAGACACCUCUAGACAACAAAGGAGAAAACUACCAGCAACUCCCUUGCAAGAUGAAGAAGCUGAAGGCUCAGUAGUGGCUGCUACGAGGACAUUUAAUCAUAACUUUGUGCUGCAAGGAUCUUUGACACAACGUACAAAGGAUUGGAAAAACACUCCAAAGGAUGUUAUGGAACCAACUAAAGGCUCCAUCAUAAUGUAUUGAAGACACAUUGAACCUGCCAAAUUAAUGAUGCCUAAAUUUGAACACAAGAGUGCCUUUAUUAUCUGUCAUUAUUGUUCAUAUAACUAUGUGGAUUGUCAUGUGAAGCUCAGUAACGGGGCUUUAUUGAGAUACCUCACUGGAAUCGUCAACAUUGUGUUCUGCUAAAAAAAAAACCCUCUGCCUUAAAUAUUUAGCAGAUGCAGUGAAUUGUUACUGAGUUUCAAAUGAAUGGCUCUUGGUAUAAAGGUGCACUUUUUAUUUCUGUCAAAGUAGCACGGUAAUGUGUCAAAAACGGUUUUCUAUCCUUGUAUCCAAUGUAUUCAUGCCAAAAUUCGUAAGAACAAAUCUUUUAGUGGAAAUGUAUUUCCAGAAUGUCAGGAGGAAUACUAUAUUACCGUGCAAUGUUUUUGUAACAAUUUUAAAUAUUGUUUGUAUAUACUGUAAAUAGAAUUAUAGUAACAAAAAGUUACAUUUUAUAAAAAAUUUUCUUAUGUAAACCCAUUCUAACGCUAAGAACAGAAAAAAAGUGUAUCAUUUUAAUAGAUGAUGUCCUCUUGAUGUUUUAAUCAA
Molecule: messenger RNA, 3338 nt
Organism: Xenopus laevis (African clawed frog)
Lineage: Eukaryota; Metazoa; Chordata; Amphibia; Anura; Pipidae
Gene: myrip.S
Product: myosin VIIA and Rab interacting protein S homeolog
Exons: 18
Coding region: 126-2768 (880 amino acids)
Source: RefSeq, a predicted model, not a curated record